Messenger RNA from Macaca mulatta (Rhesus monkey), 1312 nucleotides. It is a transcript of the gene MED4, whose product is annotated as mediator complex subunit 4. Gene Ontology annotation, molecular function: transcription coregulator activity. Gene Ontology annotation, cellular component: mediator complex; core mediator complex. The record is from RefSeq and is marked provisional. Gene Ontology annotation, biological process: regulation of transcription by RNA polymerase II. Lineage: Eukaryota; Metazoa; Chordata; Mammalia; Primates; Cercopithecidae.
CGGCGGGGCUGUGAGGAAAAUGGCUGCGUCUUCGAGUGGUGAGAAGGAGAAAGAGAGGCUGGGAGGCGGCUUGGGAGUGGCAAGUGGUAACAGCACACGAGAGCGGCUACUGUCUGCGCUUGAGGAUUUGGAGGUCCUGUCUAGGGAACUUAUAGAAAUGCUGGCAAUUUCAAGAAACCAGAAGUUGUUACAGGCUGGAGAGGAAAACCAGGUCCUGGAGUUGUUAAUUCACCGAGAUGGGGAAUUUCAAGAACUAAUGAAAUUGGCACUUAAUCAGGGAAAAAUUCAUCAUGAAAUGCAAGUUUUAGAAAAAGAAGUAGAGAAGAGAGACAGUGAUAUUCAGCAACUACAAAAACAGCUAAAGGAAGCAGAACAGAUACUGGCAACAGCUGUUUACCAAGCAAAGGAGAAACUCAAGUCAAUAGAAAAAGCAAGAAAAGGUGCUAUCUCCUCUGAAGAAAUAAUUAAGUAUGCACAUAGGAUCAGUGCAAGUAAUGCUGUAUGUGCUCCACUGACCUGGGUUCCAGGGGACCCCCGGAGACCCUACCCAACUGAUUUAGAGAUGAGAAGUGGGUUACUGGGUCAGAUGAACAAUCCUUCCACUAAUGGUGUGAAUGGCCAUUUACCAGGAGAUGCACUCGCAGCAGGAAGAUUGCCAGAUGUCCUUGCUCCACAGUAUCCAUGGCAGUCAAAUGACAUGUCGAUGAAUAUGUUACCACCAAAUCAUAGUAGUGACUUUUUGUUGGAACCUCCUGGGCAUAAUAAAGAAAAUGAAGAUGAUGUAGAGAUUAUGUCAACGGACUCCUCAAGCAGUAGUAGUGAGUCUGAUUGAAAAACCGUAAAAGACAAUAUACAGAAUUGAAUACUGUAGAAUUCCAUUUCUUUAACAGUAGCAGGGAAAUGUAAACCACGGGUGACAAAGAAUAACCAGGUAAAUACUGGCUUUGGUAGAAUUGUGCAUCCAUUGAAAGUCAAAGUGAACUUUCUUUUUAAAGCCAAAGAUUAUAGUUUUAGUUUUAAGCCACUAGGUAGAUAUUUAGGGGAAUAGUCAACAUUUACUGUUGAAAAGAGAAAGCAGUUGCUAUGUGCUGUCUUACCCUGUUCUGUUCCAGUUUUGCUGGAUUUGUACAUAGCUGUUCUAGAAAUAGAGUUGAGGGAAGUGAUCCACGUACAUAUCACUAAUAGGUUUCUUGGAAUUAUUUAGAAAAGCAUUUUUAAUCUGGCAGUGGAUGACUGAAUAGGCAUCAUAUUUCUUUUUGUGUGUCAUUUAAAAGUAACAAAAACUCCCAUUUGACAGUAAAGGCUCUUGGCU